AUGAUCCGCUUCAUUCGGUUCUUCCCCUAUGCACACUACUUCUGCACAAAGAAGGGUUGCAGCUGUGCCUCGAUACACUAUCGCUUCGACAAAAACUCACUCUGCAAGAAAUGUGGCCACACGAAGAUGCAGCAUCGCAGUCACUUCACGACCGAGGUCUCCAACCCCAUCAAGAAGUACGGCUUCUGUGGAGCUGGCAAGGUCGCCAUGGAGAAGUUGAGAUCGGAAGUCCUUGACUGUAUACUCCUACGGCGCACAAAGGUGGAGCGUGCAGCUGACGUGCAGUUGCCAGAGCUAACGGUUCGGAUCCGCCAGGGCCUCAGCCCAGGCCGGACACAGUUCGACACCUACGUCGAAGGCGGGACUGUGCUCCACAACUACGCACAUGUGUUCGAUUUGAUAAUGAGGUUGCGGCAAGCGGUGGAUCAUCCUUACCUCAUUGUCCACGGCUCCCUCAAAGCCGCCGACCCCGGCGUGGGCUUGAUUCCCAGCAAGAGCCACGGCAUCUCGGAGGUUUGCGCCUUGUGCCAGGAUGACAUCGAGGACCGAAGCCAGCAGGCGACUGCCUCGUGUGGGCACGCCUUCCACAGAGAAUGUCUGCAAGAGCUGUGCGCUCAGGUUGGUUUCGUGCUUCGAUGCUAUCUGUCGGGAAUGACAUGGGUUCUCGUGCUUUGUAGUUCGCUCGUAAAACCUCUUGUGGAACUUCUGAUCCUGCAGAAUGCCCAACGCAGGCAAUGCUUGUGGAUUGAUAGAAUGUGUUCCCCCCAAGACAAGUGA
Symbiodinium natans is the source of this 777-nucleotide messenger RNA. The record is from the annotation of a GenBank genome assembly. NCBI's taxonomy places the organism in Eukaryota, Dinophyceae, Suessiales, Symbiodiniaceae.